AUGACGACAACACCAUCAACAUCAACAACACCAUCAACAUCAUCACCAACGUUCUCGUUCUCUUCUUUCCCGCGAGUGCAUCCUGUGGAUUGGAACCUUCUCGAGCGAGUGCCUUCGCCGGAAGAUAUCGUUCGUUUACACGACGUGGACGGUUUAGAAUUGAUUGUGGAAGACAUAAUUCGAGGCGAUUUCUCCUCUUCUUCUUCUUCUUUUCUUCCUCCUCUUCCUCGCGACGAGAACGACAAUAACGGUGACGACGAUGACGACGAGAACAAAAAGAAAGCAAAGUUAAAGGAGAAGGCGUUUCGAUUGGCGCAGCUUCUGGUGGAGUAUUUGCUCUUCGUGCAAGACGUUUUGGUCGAACGGAAAACCGCUUCCCAAAUUGAAAACGACAAGUUAAAGACAGAAUUGGAAGUGUGGGUGAGAAGAGCGAAAGAGGAACGGGAGAAGAGGAAAGCGCUGCAAAAUACAACGCGAGCGAAUAAAAAGGAAGAUGAGAAAGAAGAAAAAGAAGAAGAAGAAGCGGGAGUGGUUGUUGAAGAGUUGAAGGGAAAACUCAAAGAAACGAUGGACGCGCUCGAACGCGCGCGCGCAGAGUUGGAGGAGUUUAAAAGACAACAAAAAGCCGCCGUCGCUGGCGGAAACGAAGACGAACGCGGAAACAGAAAAAGUGGGAAGGAGAACAGCGUAGAGGCCAAUGGUGGAAAAAAUAACGGUAGCAACGCCGCCGCCGCCGCCGCCGCCGGAGGCGUAGAUAAGACACAGUAUUCCGGAAAGUUAAGGCAAGAGGUGAAAAAUUUAUUAGUUCGCGUAGGUGCGAAAAGUGCGGGGAAGUUGAGCGAUAGGAACACGGCGAGAAGCUUUGGAAAGCUUCAAAAAAUUAUCGAAUCGGAGAGUAAUUCGAGCGAUAGGAGCGCCGCGGAAAGAAGAAAGUAUCAGGAGACCAGUAGGACUUUGCACUUAACGCUUGUUAAUGGUGAAUCUUUCCAGGUGAUAUAA
This is a messenger RNA of Bathycoccus prasinos, 999 nucleotides long. RefSeq lists its product with no specific name. The record is from RefSeq and is a predicted model, not a curated record. Lineage: Eukaryota; Viridiplantae; Chlorophyta; Mamiellophyceae; Mamiellales; Bathycoccaceae. Bases 1 to 999 code for a protein of 332 amino acids. The transcript has a single exon.